Molecule: messenger RNA, 1854 nt
Organism: Auxenochlorella protothecoides
Lineage: Eukaryota; Viridiplantae; Chlorophyta; Trebouxiophyceae; Chlorellales; Chlorellaceae
Product: putative ADP-ribosylation factor GTPase-activating protein AGD5
Exons: 5
Coding region: 1-1854 (617 amino acids)
Molecular function (GO): GTPase activator activity
Source: RefSeq, a predicted model, not a curated record
AUGGUUACAUCUCCCGGCCCCGGCGCCUCAUUGUCCGGCACGGUGACCGAGGCGGCCAAGGACGCUGGUGCCUGGCUGAGGGACUACGUGACGGCCAUCAAGAAUGGGAGGUGGCACCCCUUCAAUGCCACGGAGAGGGCGGCUAGAGCAGCUACUCGCAAUGAGCCAUGGGGCCCCACAGGCACCCAGAUGACGGGUCUGGCCCGGCUCUCACACAACAGUGCCACCGACGAGGCCAUCAUCCUGGCAGUGCUGGAGCUGCGCCUCCGGUACCCCGCCGAACGAUGGAGGAAUGUGUACAAGGCCCUGACCGUGCUGGAGUACCUGCUGCGACACGGCUCCCAGGGCUGCGUGGUGUCUGGGCGCGAGUACCUCAUGCCCAUGCUGAAAGUCCUGUCCACCGGCUUCAUGUAUGUGGAUGCCGCGGGCAAGGACCAGGGGGCCAACAUCAGGCACAGGUCUGCCGUGAUCGUGGCCCUGCUGGAAGACCCAGAGCGCCUGGCCCAGGAGCGCCAGGCGGCCGAGAAGAAAGCGCGGGAGGGCGGUGUCGCGCGGGCGGGGGAGACCAAGGGCGUGAGCAUGGAGGCCAACGUGGCCAACCUGGAGGCCCUGCGCGCGUUGCUGGCCCGGCCCGAGAACGCGCGGUGCGGCGACUGCGGCGCCGGCGGCGCGCGCCCCUCCUGGGCCUCCAUCAACACGGGCGUCUUCCUGUGCAUGCGCUGCGCAGGCGUGCACCGCGGCCUUGGGGUCCACGUCUCCCAGGUCCGGUCCUGCACGCUGGACACAUGGCUGGCGCCGCAGGUGGUCUUCAUGGCCGCCACGGGCAACGCCGUGGCCAACGCCUAUUGGGAGGCGCGGCUGGCGGACCGGCCGCCCUGCCACUCGCUCACCGACCUGGAGGCCUUUGUGCGGCGCAAGUAUGCCAGAAAGGAGUGGGCGGAGGGGGAGUGGCCGCCCGCCGCGGCGGGGGCCGGUGGGAGUGCAGACGGGGGAGGGGAAAGGGUGGACGGCGGCGAGCGGGCGGCGGGGCCCGCCUCCGGCGGGCGCGCGCCCACGAAGAUCGGCGCCCUGCCUGGGCCGAGCCCGCGGCCUGGCACGGCGCCGCGACAGGGUGUGCCUCCGCAAGACCUCGCCCCCGCCGCCCCGCCGCCCGCCGCCGUCGUCGACCUGAUGGACUUUAGCGUGGAACCGGAGCCGCUCGGCGCCGCGACAACCAGCGGCGGGGCCGAUUUGUCGAGCGCCGACCCCCUGGCCGCCCUGAGGCAGCUGGACUUCAGCGCUCUACCCACGACCAGCAGCGGCACCACGCCUCCACCCAGCGCCUUUGCCGCCCCCUUCCCGGGCCACACCCCUGCGCCGGCGCCAGACCUGUUUGACCAGCUGGCCAGCGGCGGCAAGUCGGGCCGCCUGGGCGGGGUGGCGGGGGCGACGUCCUGGGACUUCAGCUCGGCCCAGGGUCUGACGCGCCCGCCGCCCGAGCAGCGCCAGCCCGAGGGCCAAUUGAGCUCAAUGAGGGCUGGGGCUCUGAACGGAAGCCCCGCCCCUCAAGUGAACGGCGCAUCUCCUGCGGCACGCCGACAGCAGGACGCCGACGGCUCCGUGCCGGCGCAGCAGCCCACACCCGCGCCCGGCGGGCAGGCUCGGCGGCCGCGGCUGGAGCUGCCGCAGGCGGGCUGCUCGCCAGCGCCCAAGCCCGCACGUGACGCCCGGAUCGAGGCGAUGCUGCAGUCUGGGCUGGACGACUUCCUGCUGGCUUCCGCGAGGGUGGCGGCCCAGCCGUGUGCGGCGCUGACGCCGGGGGGCAGGGCCGACCCGUCCCCGGCCAUGAGGGCCCCGCGCACGCAGUGGCAGUGA